AUGAGUACACAUGAUAUAAGUGCAACAGUACGUAUUGUUGUCUACAAGAGUACAUUUAUACCGGCCUCACAACGGCCGGAUGGUACAUGGCGUCGUGCCAGACGCGUUAAAGACGGUUAUGUACCGCAGGAAGAAGUCCCUCUGUACGAAAGCAAAGGUCGACAAUUUGCCCAACGGAAAGCAAAUACAUUACCCCCUGGUCUGUGCCCCGAAGUGGUAGAAGCUGCUCGCAGAGAACGAGAGAAGAAGGAAAAGGCUAAGGCCAAAAAAGAGGCCGCGGCAGCAGCAGCUACCAAGAAACAACCAAUACCAGGCGUUUUAAAAUUACCUGCCAAUACAAUUACGGAAACCAAGAAACCCAUUGCGAAUGGCCAGAAAGCGAAAACACCCGCUGCUACAGGCGCUGCGCCGUCCAAAUCGAAUGAUCUCAAAGCUGUUGAAAAUCUAAGCGAAAAUUUAGCAAACAAUUUAAAGGUCGAGGAUGAAGCACAAGACCUGCAAAAGAAAUGCAAAAAAUUGCAAAAGAAGUUAAGAGAAAUUGAUGAAAUUGAAAAGAAACUUAAAAGUGGCGCCCUUAAGAAACCCGAAAAAGACCAGCUGGAUAAGGUGGCAAGAAAAGGAGCUAUAGAAAAGGAACUGCAACAGGUUCUGGCACAGAUGAACAGUGAAAGUUAAGUUAAGGUACUACAGCAUAGAAGAUAGCACAAGGA
Messenger RNA from Musca vetustissima, 710 nucleotides. RefSeq names its product partner of Y14 and mago-like. The coding region runs from base 1 to 675 and encodes 224 amino acids. Gene Ontology annotation, biological process: exon-exon junction complex disassembly. Gene Ontology annotation, molecular function: RNA binding. Lineage: Eukaryota; Metazoa; Arthropoda; Insecta; Diptera; Muscidae. The record is from RefSeq and is a predicted model, not a curated record. The transcript is spliced from 2 exons. Gene Ontology annotation, cellular component: exon-exon junction complex; cytoplasm.